Molecule: messenger RNA, 5373 nt
Organism: Puntigrus tetrazona (Sumatra barb)
Lineage: Eukaryota; Metazoa; Chordata; Actinopteri; Cypriniformes; Cyprinidae
Gene: snx19b
Product: sorting nexin 19b
Exons: 12
Coding region: 161-3004 (947 amino acids)
Cellular component (GO): early endosome membrane; intracellular membrane-bounded organelle
Molecular function (GO): phosphatidylinositol binding
Source: RefSeq, a predicted model, not a curated record
AACACUGAAUAUCUCUGAGGCGGAGAGGACGAGGAAGAAGCUGUCAAAACACUGCGAGGCCGUUUGAGUCGGCUUUUAAACAUGAAUCGGUUGUGGUCUAAAUUUGCUCUUCACACUCAUUACAUAUGCCGUUAAGGAGGAAUCUCAGUAAAUCUCGGCAAUGUCUCAUCCAGAGCAUCUCAAUGCGAACCCCUGGGGCUUGUCUGAGGUUCUGGUCCAGAGGAAGCUGCUUGGUUUUGGGGUGCUGCUGGCCUGGAUGGUCUUGUUCCACCUGCUGGUUAACGUUUGGCUCCUCUGUGUCUUCACAAGCCUCUUAGUGGUUUUAGGUGGUUGGCUCGGUUCCCAGGCUGUCCUGGACUCGGACAGCGUCGUUCACCUAGAGCGCUUUGUUAGGCUGGAAGAGAUCUUGCGUAGCGCUGAGAGCGAGCAACAACUGGAAGAUGAGAUCCAGAAGACAGUCGGCAAAAUCAUACGUGACUUUGUCACUUCGUGGUACAGCACCAUUUCCAAAGAAAAAGAGUUUGAGGAUGAGGUGCACAAUGCUAUGAUCGCCAUGGCACUGGAGCUGAAGGGUCGAGCGGCAAACGUGGACAGGAAAGCUUUAUCUCAGAGGGUUUUAGACCUGUCUGGAUGCCACCUUCAGUGUUUUCUGAGUGCCAAGGAAGCCAUUAAACAUCAAGAGGUGGGCAAAGAUGAAGAUCUCUGGGAGGCGUACAGCAAAAUCUGCCCUCCUCAUCCCGCUCUUCAGAGCUCUGCUGUCGAAGUGAAUUACGUGCGGGCCUUUGUAGAUCUGCUUCUCCAUGUUCUUGUACCUCCUCCACAUUUAGAAACCCGAACAGGUCGAUUUGUGGUGGGCGAACUUAUAACGUGCAACGUUCUGCUGCCUUUAAUCGCAAAACUGUCCGAUCCAGACUGGCUAAACUUGUUGAUUGUCAGCAUCUUUAGUCAAUCCAGUGAACCAGCCUCAGAACCAGACCCAGUAGAAGUUCAGGCUCCACCACAAGUUGGAUCUCCUCAAGAAAACAUGCCUCCAGAGCUGGAAAUUCCUUGCGUUCUGACCCUAAAAGUCACCCCAGAGACCCCUUCAGCAAUGGAGGCCCCAACACCAGAACUCGCAGCUUAUGAUGUCAUUGACUCUGCUGAUCUUUAUUCUCCACACAACCUGGAAGACGACGAAACACGGUCGACCAAACCGUUCCCGCUGGGUUUUAGCCCCAGGGAUUAUCUGAGACUCGGCAAGCCCAAUCCAUUCUAUCAAGAAACCGACUCCGAUUUGGAAUCUCCUCUAACGGAUUUCAAGCGGGGCUCUCUAGAAUCGCUGGUUCUGAUUGGUUCAGAGGAGACGCUUUCUGAAAGACUAGCCGAAUGCAUCACUCCAGUUGAUGCUGUGUUAGACCUCGACGAUGAAGUUCCAACUUACACCAGUACGACAGAGAAGGAGCUAUCGGUACAUUCCACCGAGGAAGAGCCAUCGAGCUUUUGCACCCUCCAGCCGUUGGAGAAGAGUAACUCGAGCGCAGACCAGCCAGGUCUGCUGAACCCCGGUGAGCUGGCUUUGACUGCGCCCGCCCUGGCUUCUUCACCCGCUGGGAUGGCAUCCCUGGUACCUUUCAACUUUGAGCCCCUCAGCAGCCCAGAGGGUCCGGUCAUUAUCCAGAACCUCCGCAUCACUGGCACCAUCACCGCCAAGGAGCACAGAGGCACUGGCUCACAUCCCUACACUCUCUACACUGUAAAGUAUGAGACAGCCAUGGACUCUGAGAAUCCUGAAUCUUUGCAGCCCAUGGCCUACCACACCGUCAACCGACGCUACAGCGAAUUCCUCAACCUCCAGACGCGCUUGGAGGAGAAACCAGAAUUACGCAAGAUUCUUAAAAAUGUGAAAGGACCAAAGAAAAUAUUUCCUGAGCUUCCAUUUGGAAACAUGGACAGUGACAAAGUCGAGGCCAGGAAAGGCCUUUUGGAAACAUUCCUUAGGCAACUUUGCGCUAUUCCUGAAACGGCCAACAGUGAGGAAAUGCAAGAAUUUCUUGCUUUAAACACUGAUGCGAGAAUCGCCUUUGUGAAGAAACCCUUCAUAGUUUCACGCAUAGACAAGAUUGUGGUGAAUGCUAUAGUGGACACCCUGAAGACGGCCUUCCCUCGCUCAGAACCACAGAGUCCCACUGAGGACAUUGACGCAGAGCCUGAUGGGAGACUGUCCACUGACAAGAAAUCCAAGUCUCGAAUGAGGUUCUCUAGUAAGAUUGCUCCUGCUCUCAACGUGUCUGACAUGAAACCCAACGUGCUGUACAGCUGUGAUGAAAGCAGCUCUGUUUUCAACGGCUUCUCGUUGAAUGAGCUGGAGAGCUUCAUCUUAGACAAGGAGCGUUUUGAGGCUAAAGCGGGUGAUGCUGAUGCAGAGAGAAGUGGAGGACCUAAAUGGGAUGUGAAAACAUGCCCAUGUGCCCAGAAUGCACCCGCCUUCGGUGACUCUGCUAGUGAGAUGGCUCUGUCUGACCAGGCCCUGAAUAUCCUGUGUGUGCUCAUGAAGGAUCAGUGGAGCUGGCUCUGCACAGAGAACACCCAGAGGACCAUCAGACUGCUGUUUGGGACCCUCAUUGAAAGGUGGCUGGAGGUGGGUGUUGUUAACCUGACCUGUACGCAGUACUGGGUGAUUUAUCUGCGGGUGCUGCAGGAGGCCAUCUGGCCUGGAGGAUGUCUCCCGGCUCAACCCAGACCCCAGCGCAGCCAGCAGCAGAAAGACGAGAGCAGAAGACAGGCUCUGCAGUGCCUUAUGAAACUGCUGCCAGAUCUGAUCUGUGACGUGCUGGGCUCUGAGAAGUACAAGAUAUCUUGGCAGACGGUUGUGGAUUCUUUUCAGGACCCCACAAUAAACAGGCAUCUCGUGUACUGCAUCUGGGAUCUGCUAAUCGAGUUUCUCGUCCCCGAGGCGUCUGAUGGGGACUUUCAGAAAACACUUCUGCACAGCCUGUCCAAAAACGCAGAGAAGCUGCCACCAUAGGUGUGCUGGGGGAGGAUGGAGACAUAAACACACUUGCAUACAUACAUGCGCAUCAGAUACGAACGUGUGAUCAGUCGAAGUGUUAGGCAGGAACAUGUAAUCAAGAAAGUGUGCAUUGGGAUUCAUGACAGCCUGUGUCUGGCACCAAUUUGGUCUCCUUGUUUCUGGGACACAUGCGCACAUCCGGGCUGGCACUGAUUAAUGGCCACCUGUUUUCUGUUUUAUCAAACCACAAGUCCAAUCUCUAAAGCCCGACAUACCGGAUCUGAAUUAGUCGCGAGUUCUCCAACUUUUAUCCACCUUGUUCCUGCUUCAGCUUUGGGCAAAGCUCUUACAGAUGGACCGGGCAGAUCAUUUCUGCACCGUCUCGUUACGUGUUUCCGAACUUUCGGUCUUGAUAUAAUUUGACUUUACACACACUCCCUUCUUGUGCACAUAUGCACAUGAUCAUUUUGCUUCUAGCCUUCUUCAGAGAUGCUUAAGAGGCUGCAUCGGCCUUAUCUGUCGAAUUAAGAAAGUCUGUUUUUCCACAAGUUUCCUCUUUAAGUAUGAAAUUCGUCGCAUCUGCGUCUGGUGUCACGGUAAUGCUGUACGUGCUUUGUGUGCUUUCAGCCAACUUGUGAAGCCUUUAAAUGUAAUGUCUCUUCUCACAACCUCUAAUUAAGUGGUGAGAUGCCUCUACAGAAAAAGAAAAGGUCGUGCUGAUUCAGCAAAAAUGGCCAAUUUUUUGUCUUAUUGAAGUAUGCAUAUAAGUUUUCUUAAAAAGAUAGUUCACCCAAAAAGCACAUUCCAAUCCUGUGGAAUACUUUUUUUUUUAUAUAUAUAUAUACAUGUCUUUUUUAACUCUUAUAAUUGAAGUCAAUAGUCACCACAAUUGUUUUGUUAAAAAAAAAAGUUUAGAAACAACACUUUUUUUGUUAUCUAACAAAUAAUAGGGAAUUACAUGGUUCUGGUUUGUGGUUUACACAUUUUCUUUCAAUUCUAGCACAAUGAAACGAUGUCUUAAUUGCCUUAAUUUGUAUGACAAGCAAAACUAUCAAAUGAAUGCACAUGUAACUCUUAAAACGUCUGAAAAAAGCCUUGUCAUUCCUAAAAGGGGAUAGUUUCCCUAAAAAUGAAAAUUCUGUCAUUAAUAAUAACAGCCAUUCCUAACCUGUAAGAUUCAUCUUCAAAACAAAUGAAGAUAUUUUUGAUGAAAUCCGAGAGCUCUCUGACCCUGCAUAGACGGCAAUGUAACUAAAAUGAUUAUAGACCCAAAAACGCAAAGAACUUUGUUAAAACAGAAGCUACAAGAGUACCUUUCUAUCUAUCUAUCUAAUCUACCCCCCUACAAUAAAUUUUGUGUCUGAAAUGGAAACUUCUUCAAAUGCGUAUUUAAUAAGAUCAGACUUUAUUUAACAAUUCUUCCUCUCCAAAUCUGGUGUUCAGCAAUUAUCAAGAGUACCUCUACAUGUAAACUGCGCUUGUGGGGUCUAGAAAUAUUAGUAGCUCUUGGAGUUUAUCACCAAUAUCUUUUUUUUUUUGUGCCGAAGAGAAGCAAAAGCCUGUUUGUGUACAUUUGUGUAAUUAAUGACAGAAUUUUCAUUUUUGGGUGAACUGUCUCUUUUAUAAAAUGUGUGAUUAGUUUCCAAAUUAAAUUGCCAUUAAUAUGCCAUCUAGGCUCCAUUCCACUUGCACAAAAUACCUGUAGGUCCUGUCCUUUCCGUAUGCGACGGUUGAACUCAAUGCAUGCAGUUUUAGAUGAAGGUUUUGCACUGUGAGCCCUGUUGCCCAGUAUGCAUUACAGUGGCUUAAUGGCUUUGUUACACUGUACUUAAGCGCUGAAUGUUGCACUGUUUGUAAUUUUGUAAGUGAUCUGGUUGUGUGUUGUAGGCCUUACGUUGUUCUGAUGUGUGCUGAAAUAACAUGUUGAAGCUGUUGAUGUCGUCGCUGAAUCGAGAGGAGACGCAUUUUAAAUUGUAACUUGUUUUUGAAGUGCUUUCGGUUUGGGUGAGCAUGUUACACUUGUUUGUAUUAACUUAUUCAAACUUUAAUGUGAUUCGGUUUGCAUUUAAAACAGAAAAACAGCUGGUACCAAAAAAAAAAAAAAAAAAAAACGUACUUAUUAUAUAUCUAUAUAAAAUAUUAAAUGAUGCGAACAAAUCUACUAACGUGGACAGAAACAGUUUCUGCUCAAGUAGAUUGUGUUUUGAUCAUGUUUUUGGAUUACAAUGUUUUUCCCCUUCUCUCCGGUAAUGUGAUUUACGGUUGUCAGUAAUACACAAGCCUCAUGUUUUAUCGAAAAAGUUGAGCGAGCUAUGAUUUGAAAAAGCACUUCUCAAUUAAAGUUAUGUAAUAAAAUCGCACAAAAUAUUUUACUGGACUUAAAA